Messenger RNA from Malus domestica (apple), 1252 nucleotides. RefSeq names its product two-component response regulator ORR10-like. Gene Ontology annotation, biological process: phosphorelay signal transduction system; cytokinin-activated signaling pathway. The record is from RefSeq and is a predicted model, not a curated record. NCBI's taxonomy places the organism in Eukaryota, Viridiplantae, Streptophyta, Magnoliopsida, Rosales, Rosaceae.
ACAUGACAAUAUCAACGACAUCUCUCUCUCUCUCUCUCUCUCUCUCUCUCUCUCAAAAACAGGUUUGGUUGCUUCUCUCCUCAUCUGAUAUACUUACCUUAGUACACCUUGCACCCAUGGAAUAAUCACACACCACCUCGCAUUCCUUCAUUCAUUCAUUUCCCCUAAGGCACGCCUCUCUCUCUCUCUCUCUCUCUCUCUCUCUCUAAGAAAUAUAAAGGUCCACAUUGGUAGAAAGAAUAUACAGAAGCAGCAGCAGCAAUAGCUAACAGAGAUUAUACUGUGUUCACCAGUCACCAUUAAACUUCAAAAGGGUAAAUUUUGAUGUCAUCAGUUAGUCUGAAAAUGGAGGUGGUGGUGAAGUCAGAUGUUGCAGACCCCAAACAACAACAGCAGCUGCUGCAGAACCAACAUUUCCAUGUAUUGGCUGUAGAUGACAGCCUUUUGGACAGGAAACUCCUGGAGAGGCUCCUUAGAGGUUCUUCAUAUGAAGUGACUUGUGUGGAUUCUGGGGAUGAAGCACUAAAAUAUCUGGGUUUGCUUGAAGACCUAAACCGAAGUACUGCAACUUCCUCUUCAUCCAGCUCCCCUCAGUCAUCAGAUGUACCAGAGGGAUCAAAAGCCAUCAACUUGAUCAUGACGGACUUCUGUAUGCCCGGAAUGAGCGGCUAUGAUUUGCUGAAACGCGUCAAGGGAUCUUCUUGGAAGGACGUACCAGUCGUGGUCAUGUCAUCAGAGAAUGUUCCUUCAAGAAUCAGCAUGUGCUUGGAAGAAGGGGCAGAGGAGUUUCUGUUGAAGCCACUCCAGUUGUCAGAUCUGAAGAAGCUUCGGCCUUACCUGCUCAAAUCCCUCCAACAUUAUUAUUCUUCUAACCACAAUGAGGCUGGUGGUGAAAAUGACCAAAACGACCAAACCAAAAGCGCUACUGAGAUGAAUCAUGUGAAGGGCACUACCGUCAACAGCAAUAGUAUUAGCAAGAGGAAGGCCCAAACAAUAUCAGAGAGAUCAAGGCCCAAGAUGAAGGGAUUAGGUGUUCUAGGCCCAAACAAUAUAAGAGAGAUCAAGGCCCAAGAUGAAGGGACUAGGUGUUCUAGGCCCAAACAGUAUCAGAGAGAUCAAGGCCCAAGAUGAAGGGAUUAGGUGUUCUAGUAUAAUCAAGAUUAAUUAGUUUUAAUUCAAUUUAUUACUAGUGGUGAUUGUUGUGGUGAGUAUUAUGUACAUACAGUAAUCACAUUUCCAUUCUUGUACUGCA